Diaporthe amygdali is the source of this 1335-nucleotide messenger RNA. RefSeq lists its product as uncharacterized. The record is from RefSeq and is a predicted model, not a curated record. The coding region runs from base 1 to 1335 and encodes 444 amino acids. The transcript has a single exon. NCBI's taxonomy places the organism in Eukaryota, Fungi, Ascomycota, Sordariomycetes, Diaporthales, Diaporthaceae.
AUGGCACCUGGGCGACACGCCCAAGACAGUAGUCGAUCUCGGCAGCCACAUCACAGCCGGCAUGAUCGCGACGACGCCUCCAUCGAUAGCCGAGACAGCGGCUAUGGAGGCUCUGCAGCAAACUCGCCAAAAGACGCCCACAAUGUGCAAAGAGACGCGUUACGUGACUAUCAUGCCGAAUCUGCUAAGCACCAUGCAGAGUCCGGGAGACGAUUCAGCCAGUCCGAGGAUGCCGAACAGGGCGGACCCAAGGCAGAGAGAGAGGAGAGGGACUCCGAUGGUGACUCGGACUACGACCCAAGAGACAAGUACUACCUAAAAGUCGACGAUGAUGAGUACAAAAACAUGACUUCUGGAACCAUCGGGUCAAUCAAGGACGACCAAGUUCGCGAUCACGCAGAUGAGAAAGGAGAACGACGGAGGUCUGAUGCUUCGGGAAGCCACAGGAGGGAACGCCGGCAAAGCAGCGCAUCGGAGAGAGACAGGAGAGAGAGACGAGAGAGACGCGAGAGUGAUGCGUCAAAAGCGUCCAGACGGAGCGACCGCGACCGGAACCGAAGGGAAGACAGAGAUCGCGACCGGCACAAGUCAUUAUCCUCGCGUCGGCAUUCCACAACAUCCGACGGCAGCGACUCUAGCGAGCGCCGCGUCAAACACUCGUCUAGGCGCUCCAACGCAUCCAGCAGCCCGUCAGGAAGCCGGGAUCGAAAGGAAUCGUCGCGCCGCCGCACCGAUGCCUCAACAGCGUCGCAUUCUCGCCACGACGCUAAUUACCGCUCAUUGUCCCCCAUCCCAUCCGACUCAUGGGAGGAGUCGGAAGACUCAGGAGAGAGGUCGCCCCGGCGGCGGGCCAGCCGGUCGCACACCCGCUCCGAGAGGGAUUCCAAGACGAGUCCCAAGCGAAGCAAGAGCCGCGACGAGUCGAACCGCGACGAGUCGGCCCGCUACAUCGACCCGGACGGCGAGGCGGCAAAGUCGUUCCUGGACAAGCUGACGAAAGGCGUCGACCUGAAGUCGGUGGGCAAGGUCGGCCUGGACGCCGCCGCCGUGGCGGCCAUCAAGAUCGCCGUCGGCACGCAGAUCCCCUGGAAGCAGCGCAUCCCGAAGACGAUCACUGUUGGUGCUGCUGCUGCGAUAAUGGACUUUAUCGUCAAGAAGACGAAUUUCAAACCUAAAGGAAUGAUCGGAACCAUCUACGCGAGGCAGUUUGUCGAGAUUGUCUUGGCCAACCUGAUUAUCAACCCGGUCAGCACAAAAGUUACUGGCGCGGCACAGAAUUCAAAGGGCAAGGCGCCUGCGGGCAAGACGGGCGGUGGUGGCGGAGGAAAACGAUGA